Chelonus insularis is the source of this 2245-nucleotide messenger RNA. RefSeq names its product protein embryonic gonad-like. The record is from RefSeq and is a predicted model, not a curated record. Lineage: Eukaryota; Metazoa; Arthropoda; Insecta; Hymenoptera; Braconidae. Gene Ontology annotation, biological process: regulation of transcription by RNA polymerase II. Bases 366 to 1571 code for a protein of 401 amino acids. Gene Ontology annotation, cellular component: nucleus; chromatin. The transcript is spliced from 3 exons. Gene Ontology annotation, molecular function: estrogen response element binding; nuclear receptor activity; zinc ion binding.
UCAAGAGCGCUAGUCCUCUCCCGUCCAUCGACGUGGCCGCACCUGGUGUGUCUUUUGCGUGCUGCCACGGACGUUUAUAAUUCUUAAACGUUGUCUAUAGUUUUGUUGUUGAAUUAACAACUAUUUUAACUAAAUUGGUAGACUUUGAAGUCAAUUAAACCAUUUUAUUUGGUGAUAAGUUUGCAUCGAUUCGAACCGAUUGAUCAAUCAUCAGCCAGAUAAGCAUCGGAAAUUAUUUGGCAGUGAUCAAGAACUAUUGACAAGUGUUGUAAAGACGAAUGUUAUGUGUUUGUGAUUAAUUAUAAGAGACUACCAGCUUAUUAUCAACCGGAUUCAAACCGCGUGGGAGUUCAAAGAAACUAAAGAUGAACCAACAGUGCAAGGUUUGCGGCGAGCCUGCAGCAGGCUUCCAUUUCGGAGCAUUUACCUGUGAGGGUUGUAAGUCUUUCUUCGGUCGGACGUACAACAACUUGGGAAGCAUAUCUGAGUGUAAGAAUGGAGGGAUGUGCGUCAUCAACAAGAAGAACAGAACAGCUUGCAAGGCAUGCCGACUACGCAAAUGUCUGAUGGUUGGAAUGUCCAAGUCAGGUUCACGAUACGGAAGAAGAUCCAAUUGGUUUAAGAUUCAUUGUCUUCUCCAGGAACAGACUCAUAAUAAUCAUGGAUCCACUCCUUCAUUUGGGUCUGGUUUUCUUCCUGGUUUCCUACCACCAUCACACACCAGUCAAAGUGUCUUCAAAGACAAAGACCGCACGUCACCAAGCCAAGAAGAUCUGGCACUUCAAUCCCACCUGCUCCACGUGGCUAUGCUGAAGCAGGAGCGUGAACGUAGCAACAAGUCACCUCAUCCAGACGAUGUAGCUUUGCAAAACCAGUUGCGAUUACUCGCUUGGCAAAAGGAGCGAGAACGUGCGGGUCAGCCACAUCAGCCACCUGGAACCCCACCGAGAGACGGCACGCCACCGUCGUUUGGUUACAAGCACCCUACGACCUCGCCUAUGUUCCCUGUGAACUUUGCUCACAAGGAAAUCACUAGUCCUCCAGAGUUUCGUCCAUUCCUUCCAAGUUACAAAAGAGCUGCUGAUACCCCAAGCGAUAGUGGAGCAUCCUCUAUUGAUGGCAAUGAUCACGAUGAGUCUCGAAGCAAUUCUGCAUUGAGUUAUUUCAAAACUUCAGCUUCACCUACGCUCUCAGAACGUGAGUUUCCUCCUAGAAAAAUAAACGCCACAGUUACUCUCACUGCUGGCUUCCAUCCACAUACUGGAUUGGGUCUCGUUUACCCUCCAGCUGGGCUUGUUACUCCAGCAGCAUCUCAACAUUCGCCAAGAGGUGGAGAUUUACUUCUCGUCAGCCCGAGCCCUGGAGGCUUAGCUGUCGAGCAAGAUGAGCCCAUCGAUCUUAGUAUCAGGUCGACAAGGAGUUCACCAAGACCCAGCAGGACUCCUGAACAAAAGCAAGAAACUAGACCUGAAAGUCGCAAUAAUAUUCCUGAAGAAACUACUACUAAGAGCAAACCUCUAGACUUAACACUCAGUGUAAAGAGGCCCACUGAGGUCCCUCUUUCUCUUUAAAUUAUUUUUUAUGUAAUCCAAGUGAGCUAGACUCACUAAUUAAUCCACAAAAAUUGUGUUCAAUUUGUAUAUACUUAAUAACUCGCGAUGACAAUUAAUUUAUUACCGAUUAGAUAGCAAAAAGAUUAUAUUGUGUUUGUUAUUAUGUUUUUUUGUAACUCAUCUUUUUUUUUAACGCUGUAUGGAUGGAAGUCUAUGCAUAAGGAGGCCAGUAGUACGGUGACUUAAUAUAUUCAAAAAAAAUAUUUAUAUGUAUAAAAAACAAUGUAUACAUAUAGAGUAAAAUUUAGAAGUAAAAUAUAACCAGUAGUGCUGGUAAAAAUUUCAUUAAAUCAUUCUUUUUUUUUUAUUAUAAUUAUAUCUAUUAAAAGAGAGUAUUUAAUACUGUUAGAUUCUAUUGUUAAGUAUACACUGGACCAUAGGCUCAAAUUUUAAUAAAAUUAUAUAAAAAUUUAUCCACUCGUUUCUUUUAAUAGAAAUAAUUAUUUACAAUUAAUGUACACAAUUUUAUUGAAAUGUACGAUUUCUCUUUAGCAUCAAAUUAUAUUUUUGUAAAUAAAUAAAAUCAUGAUGAAAGCCGUGGUUUUAUAUUGAUGUAAAUAAUAGUAAAUAAGAGGUGAUGAUGAGGCCAGUAAGCAACGAAAUAAAUAUUUUUUCUUAACGUGUAUAAGUAA